CGCGGGCGGGUCCCCGUGGGCGGAGGGCUGGGGAGGGUUCUGGAGAGAGGCGCACGAGUUUCCCCAUCACUCUCGCAGCCUCGGGCAGGGUCCAGACGAGCGCCCGAGGGGAGGGAGCGCGAGCCGUCGGCCCGCCCCGCUGCGUCCCACCCACCGCGUCCCUUCCCCUCCCGUCCCCUCCCCUCCCGCGGCAGGAAAAGCCGCGGAGGGCGCCAGGCGCGCUGUGCAGGGCGGCGGACAGGAUGCGGGCGCAGCGGCCGGGGCGGCUCUGGGCGGCCGCGCUGGCGCUGGGGGCGCUGGCGGGCGUUGUCGUCGGAGACUCCAACAUCUGUACCACCCGAGGCGUGAACUCCUGCAAGCAGUGCCUGGCUGUGAGUCCUGUGUGUGCCUGGUGCUCGGAUGAGGCUCUGCCUCAGGGCUCAGCCCGCUGUAACCUGAAGGAGAAUCUACUGAAGGAUCACUGUGCUCCAGAGUCCAUUGAGUUCCCAGUCAGUGAGGCCCAGAUCCUGGAGGCUCGGCCACUCAGCAGCAAGGGCUCUGGAGACAGCACCAGGAUCACUCAAGUCAGUCCCCAGAGGAUUGCCCUUCGACUACGGCCAGAUGAUUCGAAGAUCUUUUCGCUUCAAGUAAGGCAGGUGGAGGAUUAUCCUGUAGACAUCUAUUACUUGAUGGACCUGUCCUUCUCCAUGAUGGACGAUCUGUCGAAAAUCCAGACCCUGGGGACCAAGUUGGCUUCUCAGAUGCACAAGCUUACGAGCAACCUUCGGAUUGGCUUUGGGGCCUUUGUGGACAAACCCGUGUCACCGUUCAUGUACAUCUCCCCACCAGAGGCACUCGAAAACCCCUGUCACAGUAUAAAGAAUGAAUGCUUGCCCAUGUUUGGCUACAAACACGUGCUGACGCUCACCGACCAGGUGACCCGCUUCAACGAGGAAGUGAGGAAACAGAACGUGUCCCGAAACCGAGAUGCCCCAGAGGGCGGCUUUGAUGCCAUCCUGCAGGCGACAGUCUGUGAUGAAAAAAUUGGCUGGAGGAACGAUGCAUCCCAUUUGCUGGUGUUUACCACUGAUGCCAAGACCCAUAUCGCUCUGGAUGGGAGGCUGGCAGGCAUUGUCCUGCCCAAUGAUGGGCAAUGUCACAUUGGCAGUGACAACCACUACUCAGCUUCCACGACCAUGGAUUACCCAUCUCUAGGGCUGAUGACUGAGAAACUAUCCCAGAAAAACAUUAACUUGAUCUUUGCGGUGACGAAAAAUGUUGUCAGCCUUUAUCAGAAUUACAGUGAGCUCAUCCCCGGGACCACAGUGGGAGUCCUGUCUGCUGACUCAAGCAAUGUCCUCCAGCUCAUCGUUGAUGCUUAUGGGAAAAUCCGCUCUAAAGUGGAGCUGGAAGUGCGCGACCUCCCCGAAGAGCUGUCGCUUUCCUUCAAUGCCACCUGCCUCAACAAUGAAGUCAUCCCAGGCCUCAAGUCUUGUAUGGGACUCAAGAUUGGAGACACGGUGAGCUUCAGCAUCGAGGCGAAGGUUCGAGGCUGCCCCCAGGAGAAGGAGCAGUCUUUCACCAUCAAGCCCGUGGGCUUUAAGGACAGCCUGACCGUCCAGGUCACCUUCGACUGUGACUGUGCCUGCCAGGCCUAUGCCCAGACCUUCAGCCCUCGCUGCAACAAUGGCAACGGGACCUUCGAGUGCGGGGUGUGCCGCUGUGACCAGGGCUGGCUGGGAUCCAUGUGUGAGUGCUCUGAGGAGGAUUACCGACCCUCCCAGCAGGAAGAGUGCAGCCCCAAGGAGGGACAACCCAUCUGCAGCCAGCGGGGCGAGUGCCUCUGUGGCCAGUGCAUCUGUCACAGCAGUGACUUCGGCAAGAUCAGCGGCAAGUACUGUGAGUGCGAUGACUUCUCCUGCGUGCGCUACAAAGGGGAGAUGUGCUCUGGCCACGGCCAGUGCAACUGCGGAGACUGCGUGUGCGACUCGGACUGGACUGGCUACUACUGCAACUGCACAACACGCACGGACACCUGCAUGUCCAGUAACGGGCUGCUGUGCAGUGGCCGGGGCCACUGUGAGUGCGGCAGCUGUGUCUGCGUGCAGCCGGGCUCCUACGGAGACACCUGCGAGAAAUGUCCCACCUGCCCCGACGCCUGCUCAUUUAAGAAGGAGUGUGUGGAGUGUAAGAAGUUCAACCGGGGAACCCUGCAUGAAGAAAACACCUGCAACCGUUACUGCCGAGAUGACAUCGAGCCCGUGAAAGAGCUGACGGAUACUGGCAAAAAUGCAGUGAAUUGUACCUACAAGAACGAGGAUGACUGUGUGGUCAGAUUCCAGUACUCUGAAGACACCAGUGGAAGGGCCAUCCUGUAUGUGGUGGAGGAGCCGGAGUGUCCCAAGGGCCCCGACAUCCUGGUGGUGCUCAUGUCGGUGAUGGGAGCCGUUCUACUCAUCGGCCUCGCUACUCUGCUCAUUUGGAAGCUACUCAUCACCAUCCACGACCGGAAGGAGUUUGCUAAAUUUGAGGAAGAACGAGCCAGAGCGAAAUGGGACACAGCAAACAACCCGCUGUUUAAAGAAGCCACCUCCACCUUCACCAAUAUCACCUACCGGGGCACUUAACGGGAAGAGGCCAUCCCUAGGCCAUCGUCCGUUAGGCCAGGAUUGUGGGAGUCUCUGCCAUCAUGUUUACAGAGGAUAGUAUUUGUGGGCGGGGUUUGGGGCUGGGAUUGGGAUUGGGAAGAGUGUCUGUAUGUGGGAGUGUAUCUGUAUGUGUGUACAUAUGUACGUGUUGAGUGUGGGGGAAUGUGUAAUUUAAGACUUGGGAUGUGUCCCCAUAGGCAGAGCUCCACAGCUUUUGUCCUCAGCACCCUUCCUGAAGGGAUUCUUCCUGCUUAGCUUGAGGGGAACUCGUGAUUCCUCUGAGAGGCCUUGUCAGGCCAUUCUCCCCGAAGAGAAGAGCAGGGAUGAGGUCCCCCAUUCCAGAGGAAGAGAUGCCAACAAGUCUUGGCUCUAGGCCGAGGUUGUGAGUUUCUGGUUCCUGGACCUGACUGUCAACAGCUAUGGUAGGAAAUGCUUGGCUCUGUGCCACAGCCUCCUCUGCCUACCUCCCCUCCCUCAGGCUGAAGGGAGAGUGAGGGGAGUCCUCAAGGGUUGCCUGUGUCUUUUGCCAUCGCCUCAGUCCUGUACUGGUUCUCUCAUAAGGAAAGUCCUUGCCACCUGGCUCUUUGGCCCAUUGAGUGUGAGGAUGGCAGGGCCACUCAGGGGUCAUGCAUGGCCUGGGGGAUGUGCCAGCACCUCCAAGUUCAUAAUCACAGCCAUUUCACAUCUGCCUCACGGGUUGCUCUUCCCCAGAGAUUUGUGUAGAAGUGUCUUCGCUCCGUCAACACCAUCUCUUACCUCUGAUUGUUACAGACUUUUGCCACACACCGAGGAUGUCUCUCAUGGCCAGAGGCUUUCCCCUCAGGGGCGAGUGCUGUGGUCAGAACUGGCGGGCUAGCCCCACUUCUCCAGGCCUUCUGCUCCUCUUUCCAAGCACCUCCACACACCUCAUCCAGUGCCUGUGCUAUACCCAUCCAUGGGAGAGACUGUGUCUAUCUACCUCUCGGGUGUCUCGUGAAGGAGUCCUCCCCCUGAGUCUGCUGAGCAAAGUGCCAGGGAGGAACGAAUGGCCAGUCAGACCUGCGUGUGUGGCCUGUUCUCUCGUGGGCUGGACAACCUCAUUUUAUCUCAGCCUUUAAUCUGGGAGGCCGCAAGUGCAAUUUUGUUUUAUUCUCUAUGGGGCCACCCAAAACUAUGAUGAGGUUCACUCACUCUAAAGGAGCCUGUAUAUAAACAUACUUGCAUUAGUAGAUUUGUAAUUUUAUAUGAUGACAAGGAGAGCAUAAAAAACAAACCCCACAUACAGUGUGGCCUGUAGGCUCUCCGUGUCAUUCUUAGUAACUCAGCCACUCAGUCACUGGGUCUGUAAGGGACUCCCUCUUCCUGGAAGCAUGUACGGAUGAGUAUGUGGACACAUUGAACCUGUCUCGAGGAGGACAGACUGACUGUUCUUUUGUCCCAGCUAGAUUGGUUUGACUCAGCUCUACCAUUAAAAACCAAAAUGGUCAUUCUUGGGUGUGAUGGCUCACACCUUUAAUCCCAGCACUUAGGAGGCAGUCCAGGACAGCUGAGGCUACACAGAGAAGCCCUGUCUUGAAAAACCAACCAAACACACACACACAGACACACACACACACACACCUAAUGCCCACCACCCAAAGAACAGAGACCUGUAGACAGUAAUCUUGAUGAUCAGAAAAUCUGAGUCCUAGCCUCAAGGUUGCUGCUAAAAUAUUUUAAUGUUAAUUUGGGAAAGCCACUUUCUCUUCUCUGGAGUUCAGUUUUCUAGUUUGAAAAAUGAUGAAUUUGGUCCAGCUUACUUGGAACGUCUAUUUCAAGUGUCAGUAUUCUUUCAAUUAUUAUUAGUAUUAUUUGUAAGACUCAUCCUAGGAUGGCCUUGAACUUUUGAUGUAGCCAAUCGAAAUCCUCUUUGCCUCCACCUCUCAGGUGCUAGAAUCACAGGUAUGUGCUAGCAUGCCUGGUUUAUGCAGUGCUGGGAAUAGAACUCAGGACUUCAGGCAUGCUAGGCAAGAACACAACCAACUGAUUUAUAUGCCCAACAGUAGUGUCACCAUUCUAAGAUGCUGAGAUUAAAUAUGGCCUCAAGCAUGCAGUCACGAUUCUGUGUGCAUAGGAGGGGACUGGAAUGCUGCUCAGUGGUAAUCGCUACGGGAUGCCCUGGGUUUGAUUCCCAGCACUGAAAUCGUGUGUAUGUGUGCAUGUGCGUGUGUGUGUAGGGGAGGUGCUGUUGCUAGUGUUUGUGUUUCAGCUUUGAGUUCUGAAUGCCAUACAAGAGCAGAUGUCAAUCUCACAACCUGUCUCAGUGAGUCUCAUUCUUUCUCAGAACCCCUUCGUCUCCCGUUAAUGGGCGCGCCUAGUGUAGCAUUUAGUUAUCUAAUUUGUUGUUUCUUGUUCACUCUGUGUACAUUUGCAUCUUUUUCUUUUCAUUCUCCAAAUAUAUUCUAGACUCAAGGUUCAAUAUUCCCCCACCCCUUGGCCCAAUUUUUGUUUUCUUUUUUUAUUAAUUUAUUUAUUUUUAUUAAUUACAAUUUAUUCACUUUGUAUCUCAGCUGUAACCCCCUCCCUCGUCACCUCCUAUCCCCACCCCUUCUUUUUCUCUCCCCAUGCCCCUCUCUAAGUCCACUGAUAGGAGAGGUCCUCCUCGCCUUCUAUAUGACCCUAGCCUAUCAGGUAUCAUCAGGAGUGGCUGCAUUGUCUUCCUCUAUGGCCUGGGAAGGCUGUUCCCCCCUCAGGGAGAGGUAAUCAAAGAGCCAGCCACUGAGUUCAUGUCAGAGACAGCCCCUGUUCCUGUUACUAUGGAACCACUUGGACACUGAGCUGCCAUGGGCUACAUCUGUGCAGGGGUUCUAGGUUAUCUCCAUGAAUUGUCCUUGGUUGGAUUAUCAGUCUCAGAAAAGACUCCUGUGUGCAUAGAAUUUUUUUUUUUUUUUUUUUGGUUUUGCUGCUCUCCUUGUGGAGAUCCUGUCCUUUCCAGGUCUUACUAUCUCCCCCUUCUUCCAUAAGAUUCCCUGUACUCUGUCCAAAGUUUGACUAUGAGUCUGAGCAUCUGCUUCGAUACCCUGCUGGUAGAGUCUUUCACAGGCCCUCUGUGGUAGGCUCCUGUCCUGUUUCCUGUUUUCUCCCUCUUCUGAUGUCCAUCCCAUUUGCCUUUCUGAAUGCAGAUUGAGCAUCUUACCCAGAAUCCUCCUUCUUGCUUAGCUUCUUUAGGUGUACAGAUUUUAGUACGUUUAUCCUAUAUUAUAUGUCUAAUAUCCACUUAUAAGUGAGUAUAUGCCACAUGUCUUCUUAUUAGGGAAGGUUGUCAGUAAGGAGUGGCUGAUCCAGGCAUUAGUGUUCAGAGCAAGCCUUGAGAACAGGGAUAGGCCAAUGACUGUCCUGCCUUGGCCUCCUUGGGAUACUCUUGGGUUAGGGGGCAAGAAUAUAGUAGAGGGAUCAGUGAGGGACCAGGAAGAAUGGCCACAGAUCCAAGAAGUUUUGAUAUUAACCACAACCCUUAGCCACCAAGACAGAGUCCAUGGGUGUUUCUUUAGAGAAGAUAGUGUAGAUGAGGAAACCAUAGGGAGAGGGAAAAAAUAUAUUAAAAGAAUAAAAAGAUGGGUAGGAAUCCUGUCUGUUUCUGGAAGGAGGCUUGUGGUCUUUGAGCAGCGAUGCUGGUCAGUACAUGGGCACAUCUGUAGCUGUGUUCACCAGAGGACAGUCUGUUCAGUAUCGUCAGGGUGAACAUCCAAGAUUGUUCUGGCAUUGAGCAACGCAGCACAGAGGGAUUGUGUCCCAUUCUCUCACAGGUAAUUCCUGUCCAGACUCAGUGUCUGAGGACAGUAGGAGGAAAUGGGACACACCUGACAAAUUGCUCCAUUUGGAGUCAGUUGUUUAGCUCUCGGAUAUUCUGCAGCUGCCCACAACAUCAAGACAUUUCUCUGUUAAUUUCUGGUUGAAAUUACAUAAGCGUCUUCCUGACUCCCUCACCACCUCCUCUGAGCUGUGUAACUGGGAAUUAAACAUGCUUUCCAAAACAA
Molecule: messenger RNA, 6622 nt
Organism: Meriones unguiculatus (Mongolian gerbil)
Lineage: Eukaryota; Metazoa; Chordata; Mammalia; Rodentia; Muridae
Gene: Itgb3
Product: integrin subunit beta 3
Exons: 15
Coding region: 243-2606 (787 amino acids)
Biological process (GO): cell migration; integrin-mediated signaling pathway; cell-matrix adhesion
Cellular component (GO): focal adhesion; cell surface; integrin complex
Molecular function (GO): fibronectin binding; fibrinogen binding; integrin binding
Source: RefSeq, a predicted model, not a curated record